Messenger RNA from Exophiala dermatitidis NIH/UT8656, 2172 nucleotides. RefSeq lists its product as uncharacterized. The transcript has 4 exons. The record is from RefSeq and is a predicted model, not a curated record. Lineage: Eukaryota; Fungi; Ascomycota; Eurotiomycetes; Chaetothyriales; Herpotrichiellaceae. Gene Ontology annotation, molecular function: RNA polymerase I core promoter sequence-specific DNA binding. Gene Ontology annotation, cellular component: RNA polymerase transcription factor SL1 complex; RNA polymerase I core factor complex. Bases 1 to 2172 code for a protein of 723 amino acids. Gene Ontology annotation, biological process: RNA polymerase I preinitiation complex assembly; nucleolar large rRNA transcription by RNA polymerase I.
AUGGACGACGAUGAUCGUUGCGAGCAAUGUGGCUCCUCGGUCUUCAUUGUCGAAGAUGACGGUAAAACAUAUUGCGACAAUGGCCACGACCAGGGCAGGGCCCCAGUAACCGCUGAAGAUGAACUGGACUAUGGAAGGCAAGGCAAGGUCCUGAGAAAGAAGGAGCCCAAAGAGAAGCAGAAGGUUACUGGUGUGCUUCGCGGAGUCAAAGCAUAUCAGCUCUUUCUACAGGCAUGGCAACUCAUCCUACGAAAGCAGUGCUACAUUCUUGUACACCAGAAAGGAUUGCCCGCUGAACUUUGGACGAUUGUGAGGGAUCUUUGGAUACUCUGGCUCUCACAACUGGGCCAUCGGCUACACGAUCCUGCCGGAGGUUCACAUCCGCCCACCGACUCGGCAAGUGAAGCAGAUGCUAUCACGACAUCUGCCCAUGAAACGGACAGUGGUGGCGAGGCUGCCCGAGAGCGCAAAAGGCGCGGUGAAGCCGCAAGUCAUGGGCCUAUAUUGGUCGAUACCGUCGUCCUUAACUACUUGGGCAUUCUUUUGCUUCGAAGGCCAAUUGGGCUGGCGACCAUUUUGAACUGGAUCCAGAAAGAACACAUACCUUUCAUUCGAGCCAUCAGACAUGUCCCCGCGGAGAUGAAGGACCGCUUGCCCGGAGAAUACCAUAUUGCGCUGGACACCAUAUGGAUGCUGGAGCCCGAUGGUCUACAGGCGGCAGUAUACGAGCGCAUCAAGAUGUUCAGCCUGUCCUUUGGCAUGACCAUGCCUCCGCUGAACCACAAUUUGGUUUUGCUCCACUAUGUCCGCUCGCUCGCCCUCCCGAUCGAGGUGUACAGUAUAUCCCAGCGGUUGAACGCCGCCAUCACAAAAUACCAAUUCCGCUGUCCCGACAAGACAGCACUAAAAUCCAUGACGAGGCGCCAACCAACGACAUACCCCGAGGCACAACUGAUGUCUCUCGUCGUGAUUGCCACCAAACUCUUGUUUCCAUUCGACUCCCAGUCACUGCGACGAUAUCCCAAGGACCCUAAUGAUCCUACGACCCUGCACAUGGACUGGUCGUCGUGGUUGCACCAAAAACAAAGCUUUGACCGCGGCCUCGGAUCUGGACCGGACACUGGCGACGGCGCAACAACUAGUAGCAGCGGUGAUGGCGAUGGUCAUCCGAACAGCCUUGAACCCGGCUCCGAAAUCCACGUUCGAGACAGCGACAUUCUCAACAUGACUGAUGGCCAACUUGAUCAGUAUAUGGACUGGUAUCAACGGACGUGGAUUGAAAGCCCUCAUACUACUACCAAUAUCGACCCGAGUCAAAGUCAAAGUCAAAGUCAGCGGACUCUGAAUGCCAGGGCUCAAGAAAAUGCGCUCGACAAAGACAUUUUGGACCUUUUCCCGCUGCGUGAGCUUCCGCAACAGCGCAACAAGACGACGCGAGAAGAUCAUGAACAGGAAGUAGUACAGCGUCGGGCUCACGUCACGAGUCGAAUCAAAAACGUCCAAACAUCGUUUGUUACACUCAAGGCCGUGUCUCUGGAAGAGGAAGCCCAACUACGGACAGGCAGCAGCGGCGUUGAAUUUGUUCGUCCGGGAAAGAAAUAUCUACACGUUCGCAGCCUCGAGGAUCUUGAGUGCGGACCUGGGCAAGAAGACCAAGAUCAAGAUCGCGUGGUGGUCAAGGUGUUCCACGAGGAAGCGGCGCAGACGGCUUGUCUGAGCGUCAAGGCGCUGAUCAGGGCUGUCAAUCAUACCGAAGAGAAGAUUGAGCAGUACUUAAAAGCCCGGAGGCGGGAAGAGGUGUUUGGGGAGCAUAGUCAGUAUGUCGACGACGAUGACGAUGGCAAUAACCACGACGACGAGGACGGUGGAGACGACGACGACGGACACGAAGAGAAAAAGCAUGAACAUGGCUCCAACCUGGAGCACGAGGAUGAACGAAAUGAUUACUUUCAGGACGAGCCACACACGAGGAUGAUGACGGCGACACAACCAAGCUCGCCGCCGCUGCUUGCUACUGCCUCAGGGACUCUGGCAAGGGAUUUGAGUGGAUUGGACAUUCGGUCGUCGUCGUCACCCUUGCCGCCUGAGGUUGAUCAUGAUGCCGAUAUCGAUGUCGACGAAGAUGAGGAUGAGCAAACGAAUACGGAAAUGGAGCUGGAUAUGUACAUGUAA